Messenger RNA from Colletotrichum spaethianum, 612 nucleotides. RefSeq lists its product as uncharacterized. The record is from RefSeq and is a predicted model, not a curated record. Lineage: Eukaryota; Fungi; Ascomycota; Sordariomycetes; Glomerellales; Glomerellaceae. Bases 1 to 612 code for a protein of 203 amino acids. The transcript has a single exon.
AUGCCGAAAGGCUUCAACGCGCCGCCGCCGGCCCCACAACCGGCGCCCUACACGGCCUACUCCGGUCCGCCGGGCAAGGCAAACAUCCUCACCCGCCAGUUCGCCGCGCUGCCUCUCAUUGCGCUUCUUUACACUGCCGCCGUCCCGUUCACCCCGGUCGUCUGGGUCCUCAACAUUGACGGGAGCUCCCUUUUCGACCGCCUCUUAGCCGGCAUAGUCAUGCUGUCGGCGUGCUACUUCCAAUGGCGCAUCGCGGGACUCACAUCACCUCUCGCCGUCUUUCUCCCGGGGCCGGGCGGCAGUAGAAUUCGCAACGGACGGAUUGAGCAGGGCUCUAACGUGGGAUUCGUCUGGCACCCCAGUAACUACUGGCCGUACGUGAUCUGCGAGGCGAUGCUCCUGUGCGUCGCCGAGUUUGGGGGCAAUGAGCUGUUGAGACGGAGCAUCGUUUGCGGUGUCAUUGCGGGGCUAUGGCUUGUUGGGUACCACGCGACGCCGGAGUCGACGAGGCGCUGGGCCUAUGAGAACAUCAAGGCUUGGCUGUUUUGGAUGGUGCUGGAUGAGAUGAUGCGUGUUGGGGGGAGGAGUUAUAGCGGGCGGCGCCGCAGAUGA